Molecule: messenger RNA, 1002 nt
Organism: Centruroides sculpturatus (bark scorpion)
Lineage: Eukaryota; Metazoa; Arthropoda; Arachnida; Scorpiones; Buthidae
Product: TGF-beta-activated kinase 1 and MAP3K7-binding protein 1-like
Exons: 5
Biological process (GO): protein dephosphorylation
Molecular function (GO): protein serine/threonine phosphatase activity
Source: RefSeq, a predicted model, not a curated record
UCUAGAGCUGAUGAUGUGUAUUUCUAUGGUUUGUUUGACGGUCAUUGUGGAAAGAAAGCAGCACAUUUUGCAGCUCAAAGAAUGCCAGCAGAAAUCCUAUUAGGUCAACUUAAAGGAAAUGAGAACGAUAAAAGUAUAAAAGAAUUAUUACGAAAAGCAUUUUCAACUGUCGAGAAAGGAUUUUUUGAAUCAAUUGAUGAUCUUUUGGCAGAAAAAGCUAAUUUAGAAUUUCAGUUGCAGGAAGCAGGAAUGUAUGCAACGUACAGGAACCAACCAGAAAUUAUUGACUGUCUUAGAACAAUUUCUUCCGAAAUUUCAGGAGGAACUACUGCUGCUGUUGCUCUAAUUGUCAAAAAUAAGCUCUAUGUUGCAAAUGUUGGAAAUAGCAGAGCCGUUCUAUGUAAAAUAGAUCAGAGUAACUUAAUUCAUGUUCAGCAGUUAAGUGUCGAUCAUGAUAUUGAUAAUGAUGAUGAAUUACUUCGGUUAUUAGAGCUCGGAAUGGAUGUAGAGAAAAUACGCAAGCAAGGAAAAUUAGGCAAUCAAGAAAAUACACGAUGUAUUGGAAAUUAUAUGGUUAAAGGAGGAUAUAGAGAUUUCGAUUCAAUACUUCGAGAAUCAAGCCAAGAGCCUGUUAUAGCUGAACCGGAAAUGUGUGGAGGUAUUCAAAUAGAUGAUAGUUGUAGGUUUUUACUACUAAUGUCUAGUGGAUUAUAUAAAUCCUUAAAAGAAGCUACAGGUACAAAACAGGCAAAUCUUGAUAUAUGCAAAAUGGUUAUAGAACAGUUUUCCAUGCAUACAACAAUUACUGGAGUUGCUCAAGCUGUGGUGGAUAAAAUUGUAAGAAUUCAUCAUGACAUGUAUUUAAAUAGUCCCGAAUCAUUAACAGUAUGCCAAAAACGAGAUGANAAGUGUUUCCAAUUCCACUAUUUAGUCUUCCAUAAAACUAACCAUCUACAUCUACAGUCGGUGAAAAAAUCGGCUUCCACCGCUAAACCGAGUGAG